Molecule: messenger RNA, 1086 nt
Organism: Stegodyphus dumicola
Lineage: Eukaryota; Metazoa; Arthropoda; Arachnida; Araneae; Eresidae
Source: RefSeq, a predicted model, not a curated record
AUGGUAGUUGGACAAACAGUUGAAGAUACUCUACGCUAUAUAAUUUGUGUUCACUUCCCUCAGGACAACAUUGACGAUGAUAAGGAAGAACACAGAGAGAUAAGAAUAAAUCGUUCUAUGAUAACUCCAGACACAGAUGAUGAUCUCCCAUGUUAUUCAACAUCUCCCACAUCAGCUCUGCAAGUUCUCUCGGGCCUUAUGCCUUUAGACAUAAAAGCUGAGAUGGAGAGAAAAUUCUUUAGACUAAUUCAUUAUAAGGAAAACUUGGAAAUAAGCAAUCUUGUUAUAUGGUACAAUACCUUAGAAGAAAGAGUCCCGCACUUUCACACGCACCCUGCUCAUCAAGACAUAAUUCCCUGGCAUAAAAAUACUCCAACACAGAAAAAUAUCGAAAUCUUUACAGAUGGAUCUAAGAUGGGUAAACAUGUAGGUGCGGCUUUCGUUAUGUACAACAAUGGACACGAAGUUCAUUCAGAAAUUUAUAGAUUAAAUGAUAUGGCUUCCGUGUUCCAAGCAGAGGUUCUUGCUUUAAAAAAAGCACUCAUCUGGAUAGGUUCCACAAUAACUGACAACAUUCCUAUUCGUUCCCAUUCUCUAGAGCUUAAUUGGAUUAAAGCUCACAUUGGAACCGCAGGAGCAGAUUCCGAAGCAAAAAGAGCAACACAACAAGAUCAGAUAGAUGUUGAAGUGCCACUUUCAGAGGUUUCGGCCAAACAUCAAAUCCUGCAAGAAUCGCUUAAAACAUGGCAGCAAAGAUGGAAUGAGGACUCUACAGGACGUUCGACUUAUGCCUUUUUUCCACAAAUUUCUCUCUCUCGUAUACAAUCAGAUCACAUUUUAAAUCAAAUCUUGACAAAUCAUGUUUGUACUGACGGAUAUGAAAGUGUGACAGCUGCUGUUGUGCAUCCAAAUAAAGAAGUUAUGCAUUUUACUGCUAUUUACAACCCACCUAAACAUAAAUUUUCUGAUAACAUACUCAACAACUUACUUUCAGAAGAUCAACAAGUAAUCAUUCCUGUAGAUAUUAACGCCAAACAUAUGGACUGGGGAUGCCGCCGAACAAAUGCCAAUGAACUUCAUAUGUAA